ACCGACGGGAACGGCUGAUACUCCAUAGUCCAUACCGCCAUACGUCAUUACGUAAUGGCUGCUGCUUGUCACUGUCAUAACUCUUAAAAAUCUUUAAAACCUACCUUUCUUCAAUAAAAUAAUGGCUGUCCCGUUCCGAAUUCUUUCUCGUUGUAAAGAUGGGCUCAAGCUUGGAAAUGUCAGACUCUCCUCAGCUUACGCAGAAACUAGAAAAAACUUAGUACUCACAAAAGAGACUAAAGUCAUUGUUCAAGGCUUCACUGGCAAACAAGGUACAUUCCAUAGUCAGCAAGCUCUGGACUAUGGCACCAACGUAGUUGGGGGUGUAUCACCCAAGAAGGCGGGCACUGAACACCUUGGGAAACCAGUAUUUGCUACCGUAAGAGAGGCAAAGGAGAAGACAAAUGCGGAAGCAUCAGUGAUCUAUGUUCCUCCGCCAGCAGCCGCUGCAGCCAUUAUGGAAUCAAUUGAGGCAGAAGUCCCUUUGAUUGUUUGCAUCACAGAAGGAGUACCUCAACAUGACAUGGUUCGUGUGAAGCAUGCUUUACUGCGUCAAAAUAAAUCUCGUUUGGUGGGCCCCAACUGCCCUGGUAUCAUUGCACCAGAGAAAUGCAAGAUUGGCAUCAUGCCUGCAGCUGUGCACAAGGCUGGCUGUAUCGGUGUUGUGUCACGGUCUGGUACCCUCACUUAUGAGGCCUGUCAUCAAACAACUAUUACUGGCUUGGGACAAACACUAUGUGUUGGUAUUGGUGGUGAUCCAUUCAACGGUACAGACUUUAUCGACUGCCUUGAAGUAUUCCUGAAGGAUCCCAAUACCAAAGGAAUAAUACUCAUCGGAGAGAUUGGUGGUAACGCUGAGGAAUUGGCUUCCGAAUAUCUGAUUCAAAACAACACUAGCAAGGGACAAAAAGCGAAACCAGUAGUUUCGUUUAUUGCUGGUCUUACCGCACCACCGGGCAGGCGGAUGGGUCACGCCGGUGCCAUCAUUUCCGGUGGUAAAGGAGGAGCCAUGGACAAAAUCAAGGCUUUGGAGAAAGCAAACGUAAUCGUCACUCGCUCUCCAGCCAAAAUGGGUGUCGAAUUAUUAAAAGAAAUGAAGCGAUUAGAAAUUGUUUAAGUAUAUCAAGAAAAUAUAUUUUGUCGUCAUUUUACUUUGUAUAAAAUUUUAGCGAUUAUACCGUAUUUAUUUAUUUCAUGUUGUUGUUUAAUUUGUUACGACGGCCUUUAAAAUGUACCUAGUUGUGUGUGGCACAGAAUAUUAUUAAGGCACUUCAAUGUUAUAUUAAGUGAAUUAAAAUUUGUGAAUGAUCACUUCCUAUUUGUAAGAUCAUUGUCCAGUCACAUAUAUUCUAAGAUAAACUCUGCCAGAUUUAUAUGUAUUUACUUAUGAAGUUUUGUUAUGCUUCUAAUGUCUUCUACUUAUGCUAAAUACAAUUUAAUAAUACCUCGAAUCAAUGUUAAAGUUAUAUGAGGAUGAAAUAAAAAAGUUCUUCAAA
Messenger RNA from Zerene cesonia (dogface butterfly), 1496 nucleotides. Its product is annotated as succinate--CoA ligase [ADP/GDP-forming] subunit alpha, mitochondrial-like. The record is from RefSeq and is a predicted model, not a curated record. Bases 122 to 1117 code for a protein of 331 amino acids. Gene Ontology annotation, molecular function: succinate-CoA ligase (GDP-forming) activity; succinate-CoA ligase (ADP-forming) activity. NCBI's taxonomy places the organism in Eukaryota, Metazoa, Arthropoda, Insecta, Lepidoptera, Pieridae. Gene Ontology annotation, cellular component: succinate-CoA ligase complex (ADP-forming); mitochondrion. Gene Ontology annotation, biological process: tricarboxylic acid cycle. The transcript is spliced from 6 exons.